Molecule: messenger RNA, 2130 nt
Organism: Postia placenta MAD-698-R-SB12
Lineage: Eukaryota; Fungi; Basidiomycota; Agaricomycetes; Polyporales; Adustoporiaceae
Exons: 11
Coding region: 1-2130 (709 amino acids)
Source: RefSeq, a predicted model, not a curated record
AUGAGUACUCCCGCGCUUUCCGACGACACUGGUAGCUCCUCUUCACGCGAAAGCUCUCCACCCGCUACACCCACUUCUGGAGUCAGUCGUGCACCAUCUGUUUCUUUUGAUGACUAUUCUAAGCAUACACACGCUGGCGAUGGCACGGACAUCAGGAUUGUCGAAGCAGACGCGGACUCCUCGCUACCAGAAGACAUCACCCGUCCGCUGAAACGGAGGCGGUUGGCGGACACAAGGGCUGAUGAAGUCCGCGCAGAGAGAGCGCUGCCGCCUCAUAUCUGGAGCGAUGAAACCAUGGUCGAUGACGGCGCGUUCUUCGGUCUUGGCCAUACACCCAUCAGCGACUGCGCGAGUGUCGGGGACGUCGAGCCCGAUGCAUUGCACCCGUCACUAGAAUACGUCUCCCGUCCAUUGAAACGGAACCGAAGCGCAAACACAAGCACCUAUGACGUUCGCGCGAAGAGGGCGCGGACGUCUGGCACUUCGAACGACGCAACCAAAGCCGAGGACCGCGCAUGUUUCAGUCUUGGGCAUAUACCCAUCCACGACUACACGAAGAUCAGGGUCGUCGAACCUGACGCGGAUCCCCCGGUCGCCCCCGGUAUUGACAUACACGUGCCACUUGAAGCUAUCGCUCGCCCGCAGAAGCGAAAACGGUGUGCAGACACGACAGUCGACGAAGUCUGUGUUAAGAGAAGGCGAUUGUCUGACAUUCCGAGCGACGCGUCAAAGCUCAAAUAUGGGGGUCCUUAUGGACCUCACCCUAGAUGCAUGAUCACGGGGUGCGUGUCUGCUGAGGUGGAGGCGUGCUAUAUCCUGCCCCCUGACACGCCUCAGCCGUUAAGCGACUGCGCGACGCUCCGUAUGCCCUCUGACUCUAAUGCUGUUCAUUGUAGCACGCGUGAAAACAUCAUAUUUCUUCGACGUGACUUCCGUAUACUGUGGGAGACGAACCGCCUGUUAAUGAUACCCCAUCCCGAUCAUAUAGACCAUCCCGAUACCCGCUCUGCCUACAAGUACUACGUCGUGGCAGAAGAUGAGCAUCCUCUAGAUUCGGGCACCCCCCAGGAUUAUACCAUUAUACCUCCAGUCGCGAGGGCUUGUAGCCCGUAUCGCUCGCUGGGGUGGCACAACCUAAGUGCGAAUCUGCAUUUAAUGACAAUUCGAGUGGGCCGUGAAUUCAUCAAGCGACCACUUCACUACGAGCAUGUGUUCCCUAUGGACGCUCUUGUACAUAUACCCAUCAUCCGGCUAGCCCAGCCGGAUGCAGUUGAGCCGGUCUCCCCCAAUAUUGAACGAGAGUCGCCAGUCGAAGGCAUCCCCCGGCCGAAGCGAAAGCGGGGCCUAGACACAGAGACUGAUGCAGUCCCCGCCAAGAGAAUGCGCAUGUCCAACAUCGAGCACGCCGUUCCUUUUGGACCCCACCCGAGAUGCGUGAUCACCGGCUGCGUGUCUGCUGAUGUAGAGGGGUGCUAUAUCUGGCCUCUAGACAUGCCUCAGCGAUUGUUCGACAACUUGAUGUCCAGAAUGCGUGGCAACUACAACACCCUGCGUUGUCAUGCACCUAGGAAUAUAAUAUUCCUUCGGCGCGACCUCCGAGAGCUGUGGGAAACAAACCGUUUGUUGAUGAUACCCCAUCCUGAUCAUUUGAAGAGUGUUGACUGUUGCACUGUGUAUAAGUAUUGCGUCAUCGCAGAGGACGAGCACCCUCCCGACUCGUGCGCGACCAUGGGUAACCCCAUCACGCCUUCCGUCAUGACGGCCCCUUGCUCAUAUCGGUCGCUCGGGUGGCAUGAGUUGAAAGCCGAUCCCCGUCUGAUGUCUGUCCUCGCUACUGAUGUCAAGACUAUUAUAUGCGAAGGCAAUGCUACUACCAUUCCCAUUAUCAUGGCGUUCCCCAUGUCGCGGACUACCUUCGGACAGUCCAGCGACGAAUGGUUCCAGACACUAUCAUUGAUUGGUCUAUCGACGAACGGUGCGCCCGUGUACACAAGAUUAUGGCGCGACACGCUUGAAUCGCUAUCCUCUCUCCUCGCGCCGCGCACCGAGCCCUCAUCAACAUUCGGCGACACGGGCACUGUGGUUCUUCCCGGUGCCUCGAGCACUUCACAUUUCCACUGGCUUUUGUGA